CACAUGUCGCUUCUCGUGAUCUCCGGGUUCAGCGGCGCGCUGCUGCCUCAGCGCUCAGCCGUGAGCAUCCCGCGCUCGGCGGUGCAUGCGAUUGCCCGUGCCGCCGACGCCACGAUGGCAAUCGAGUCGGUCAAGGCGCGCCAGAUCUACGACUCGCGCGGCAAUCCGACGGUCGAGGUGGACCUUGUCGCGGGAGGCGUGCUGUCGCGGGCGUCGGUGCCGAGCGGCGCUUCAACAGGCGCCUACGAGGCGGUCGAGCUGCGCGACGGCGGCGACCGGCACAUGGGGAAGGGCGUGCUCACGGCGGUCGACAACGUGAACAAGGUGCUCGCCCCGCAGCUGGUCGGGAUGGACCCGACGGACCAGGCGGCGAUUGAUGCAAAGAUGAAUGGCCUCGACGGCACCGCAAACAAGGGCACCGUCGGAGCCAACGCCAUCCUGGGCGUGUCGCUCGCGGCCGCCAAGGCGGGAGCCGCAGCCAAGGGCGUGCCGCUCUACCGCCACUUCGCCGACCUGGCCGGCAACAGCCAGCUGAUGAUGCCGGUGCCCUGCUUCAACGUGAUCAACGGAGGCUCGCACGCGGGCAACAAGCUGCCGUUCCAAGAGUACUUUGUCAUCCCGACCGGCGCAGCCUCCUUCAAGGAGGGCAUGCUCAUCGGCACCGAGGUCUACCACAACCUCGCAAAGAUCCUCAAGAAGAAGUUCGGCGGCGACGCCACGCUGAUCGGAGACGAGGGCGGCUUCGCGCCGCCGUGCGACUCGCGCUCCGGCAUCGAGCUGGUGAUGGAGGCCAUCGACCAGGCGGGCUACGCGGGCAAGUGCACUGUCGGCCUCGACGUCGCCGCCUCCGAGUUCAAGGUCAAGGACAGCCCGUCGGGCAAGGACGCGCUGUACGACCUGGGCAUGUGGGACGCGACGUCGCAGCAGAUCACGGGCGCGGAGCUGAUGGAGUUCUACGGCGGCCUCAUCAAGGACUUCCCCGUCGUCACCAUCGAGGAUGGCUUUGACGAGGACGACUGGGAGAACUGGUCCGAGAUGGUUGCAAAGUACGGGAAGGACGUGCAGAUCGUCGGCGACGACCUCACCGUCACGAACCCGACCAAGAUCGCGCGCGCGGUCAAGGACAGCGCGGCCAACGCGCUGCUGCUCAAGGUGAACCAGAUCGGCUCCAUCACCGAGGCGAUCCAGGCCGUCAAGGACGCGAAGGCGGCCGGCUGGGGCGUGAUGACCUCCCACCGCUCCGGCGAGACGGAGGACACCUACAUCGCCGACCUCGCCGUCGGCCUCUGCACCGGCCAAAUCAAGACGGGCGCGCCUUGCCGCUCGGAGCGGCUCGCAAAGUACAACCAGCUGCUGCGCAUCGAGGAGGAGCUGGGCGCCUCGGCGCCAUACGCCGGAGCGGGCUUCCGCACGCCUCUGUGGAUGAACGAGUAGACAGGACUGCUCCUCUGAGGAGUCAUCGGCCAACCCCUUUGCCCAUCCUCCGCUGCGCGCGCGCCGGGGGGCGCGCGCCAGCGCGAUUGCGCCGCCCCGCGCGCCGGCCGCAGUGCGCAGAGGUGCCACUGCCAGAGGCCAGACCCAGAGCGCAGAGCCAGAGCGCAGAGGCCCAAAUGGUCCGUCUCCGAAAUGCUUGUGUUCCUCCCACUCGCUCUUUUCCGUACCGAUUCUUAUUACUGGCGUAUGGUAAUGACAACGUACAGAAGAACAUGCGCACAGAACUCUCAUACUGACUCCCCGACAUAACGCGUCCCCAGGCGCGCCGUGAUCAUUUUCCGGCUCCGCGCUGCGCCACACACUGCCCGACACUCCCGCUCAGUCCUUGUCCUUCUUCUUCUUUUUCUUCUUCUUCGGCUCCUCGGCCGCGGCCUCGUCGGCCGCCUCGCGCUUCUUCUUCUUCUUCUCCUUCUUGCCCUCCUUGUCGGGCUUUCCGCCUGCCUCGGCCCGCAGCUCGUCCAGCACCUCCCUCAUCGCGUCGACGUUCUUCUUGGGCGCCUCGCCAGAGUCGUAGAAGCGCAGCCGCUGCUCCACCUGCUCCUUGAGCUUGUCCCCGAACUUGGAGGUCGGCUCGUCCGAAAAGUUGUCGAUCCGGCACGCGAUGGAGCACUUGUUUGCGAGGUAGCGCGAGAUGCGGCCCUUGUUCUUUGCGGCGGCGCGGCCGAUGAAGGAGGAGUGGAAGAUGAGCCCGUACUUGGGCGUGUUGCCCUUCGUCUUGAGCGCGCGGAAGAGCGCCUUCUCGGCGCCCAGGAUCUGCACCGUCGAUGCGGGGUACUUUGACAGGUUGGUCAGCGAGCCCGCGUGCGAGAUGAGCCGCGCGCCGACCUGGUCGCCGAUCAGGGCUUGCAGGUUUGGCGCGACGGCAUUCAUCUUGUUGUGCAGGUACUCCUGCAGGGAGCGGCGGUAUUCCGCGAGCUUCAUCACGCGCUGCGCAAAGGUCUCGAUGUUGAGCAGGUCGAUGUCCGAGAUGUCCAUCCCCAUCGAGUGCUUUGACGCGUCGAGCACCGCCUUUGCCUUGUCGGCGUCCAUCACGACGCGCUCGAGCUCCGGCAGCCGCUCCGUCGAGAGCGAGUCGCGCCGCCGGAUGAGUGUGACGAGCGCGGCGUACAUGUAGUUAUCGGACACGAUCUUGAGCAGCUCCGGGAAGUGCCACGAGUACCACUCGCGCACGCGCAUCGCGAAGGUGUUGAUGUCCUUGUCGAGCGUGUCGAGGAUCGCUAUCGACUGGAUGAUGUGCUUGUCGGCGCGGUUGACAUCAAACUUGACCUUGCAGCGCGAGUAGGAGUGGGCGAGGCCCAGCUGCGCGCGCUCCACGUCGCCCGUCCGCAGCCCGGACAGGAAGGUCGAGAUGUGCACCCGGCAGCCCCGCAGCAGCUCGCGCGUGAGGUCGUUGCACACGACCGGCGUGCCGAGCUCCUCCUGGAUGGCCUUGCCGAUCUUCUCCUCGCCGACGCCGAGGGCCGCCUUGGCCUUCUUGCCCGCCUUGGCGGCGGGCACAUUCGUCUCCACCGCCGUCCGCAGCACCGGGGAGAGCACACCCUCCCCCAAGUCGUUGAUAUUUUCGAGGGCGUCCUCUGCCGACGUAAACGGCAUAAAGCCGCGGAGCGCGCAAAUCUUGGAGAAGCGAGAAAAGUCGGGCGUCGCCUUCUGUGCGUCCGCCAGCUCGGCGCCAAUCUCGUCCGACUCCUUUCGGUCGAAGAUGGCAAAGCCCAUCGCCGUCUCCAGCAGCAGGAACCGGACCUCAACCAUGGCAGAUCCCCCCUUCCGACGCGAGCUCGUGUGCUGUAGCUCGCGGUGGCGGCGAGGAGCGGCACGAUC
Messenger RNA from Emiliania huxleyi CCMP1516, 3312 nucleotides. RefSeq lists its product as hypothetical. Gene Ontology annotation, molecular function: phosphopyruvate hydratase activity; magnesium ion binding. Gene Ontology annotation, biological process: glycolytic process. Lineage: Eukaryota; Haptophyta; Isochrysidales; Noelaerhabdaceae. Bases 4 to 1434 code for a protein of 476 amino acids. The transcript has 10 exons. Gene Ontology annotation, cellular component: phosphopyruvate hydratase complex. The record is from RefSeq and is a predicted model, not a curated record.